CCUUGGUAGCGCUUGACGUAAGUGUCCCUUGCCCUGCCCCUGCUCGUCGGGCUGCUGAUCUGAGGGAAACCCCGUGGAUCGCGGAGCUAGUCUGACAGAGCCAGAGUCAGCUGUGUGGCCAGCGCGAGGAGUCCUGCCGUCGCACGCACAGUACUGAGCAGCCAUGGAUAAGAGCGAGCUGGUGCAGAAGGCCAAACUGGCAGAGCAGGCGGAGCGCUAUGACGACAUGGCGGCCGCCAUGAAGGCGGUGACAGAACAGGGGGGUGAGCUGUCCAACGAGGAGCGCAACCUACUCUCUGUGGCCUACAAGAACGUGGUGGGAGCCCGUCGCUCUUCCUGGAGGGUCGUCUCCAGCAUCGAGCAGAAGACCGAAGCCAACGAGAAGAAGCAGCAGAUGACCAAGGAGUACCGGGAAAAGAUUGAGAAGGAGCUCAAGGAUAUUUGCGAGGAUGUCCUGGUUCUCCUGGACAAAUUUCUCAUCCCCAAAGCAAGCCCUGCUGAGAGUAAAGUCUUCUACUUGAAAAUGAAGGGAGACUACUUCCGCUACUUGGCAGAGGUGGCCGUGGGAGCAGAGAAGAAGACCAUCAUCUCCAGCUCCCAGGAAGCCUAUCAGGCAGCGUUUGACAUCAGCAAGAGCGAGAUGCAGCCCACACACCCCAUCCGUCUGGGCCUGGCCCUCAACUUCUCAGUCUUCUUCUACGAAAUCCUCAACUCUCCUGAGCAAGCCUGUCAGCUGGCCAAAUCGGCUUUCGACGAGGCAAUUGCAGAGCUCGACACGCUGAAUGAGGAUUCGUAUAAAGAUAGCACUCUGAUCAUGCAGUUGCUGAGGGACAACUUGACACUGUGGACAUCAGACGCCCAUGGGGAUGGUGACGAUAACGAGGACCGUCGGGACAACUGAUUGGCGGCCGCCUCUCCAGUCCGCUCUACCUGUCAGUCAUCCCAGCUCAUCUUCAGCACUGAGACCACCUCCGUGACCUGCUUCUUUCUUUCACACUCUCACCAGCCUCUGUCUCGACUUUCUGUGUGUGCAGGGUGGUUGGUGUAUUGGGCCUGUGCGUACUUGAGGGGUUAUAAAGGGGGAGGGUGUAGGGCUGGUUGGGGAGGGGGGGCGGGCAGCAGGCAUAGCUAGCUUAUUGUAUAUGUACGUUCCGUAUAGGUGAAACAUUCUGAGUGUCUGGCAUGUGUAGUUCAGUGGGUGGGUCGUGGUGCAACCAGGGUACGGAGAUGAGCCUGGAAGUAGGAGACAGGCAGGAAGAGCAUCGAGUGAGAUGGAUGCUGUGGGCAGGAAAAAUGACAUUCCAUUUUAUUGAAGUCUGCUCUUCUUAGGUGACCCUCAAGUGACUUUUUAAGAUUUGUGUAAUAAUUUACGAGAUUAAAAAACAAGUAACAAAGCAAGCAGGCAAUGGGCUUUGAUGCUGCAUCUUAAUGUGUAUCAAGCAGAGCAGUGAAAUAGCAACUCCUCUUUCCUAUUAGGGUUUUUAAUCGCAUUCUCCUUUAUCUCCUAUUUUGAUACUUGCUUGUCGCAUGUGACCAAGAGAAUUUCAUGGGAGGAGAGGGACCUUGCUGUCGGGGGUGGCUAUCUUUCAUGUCUUCGGAAAUUUCACCCAAGUAUAAUUGUUGUUUGGAGGGGAAAUGUCAUUUCAUGUAAGUGGAAUAAAAUACUUUAAAAUGUC
Messenger RNA from Brienomyrus brachyistius, 1676 nucleotides. RefSeq names its product tyrosine 3-monooxygenase/tryptophan 5-monooxygenase activation protein, zeta polypeptide (gene ywhaz). Bases 164 to 901 code for a protein of 245 amino acids. The record is from RefSeq and is a predicted model, not a curated record. Gene Ontology annotation, biological process: signal transduction. Gene Ontology annotation, cellular component: cytoplasm. The transcript is spliced from 6 exons. Lineage: Eukaryota; Metazoa; Chordata; Actinopteri; Osteoglossiformes; Mormyridae.